This is a messenger RNA of Hyaloscypha bicolor E, 1629 nucleotides long. Its product is annotated as metaphase-anaphase transition protein-like protein mlo2. Gene Ontology annotation, cellular component: cytoplasm. Gene Ontology annotation, molecular function: zinc ion binding; ubiquitin protein ligase activity. The record is from RefSeq and is a predicted model, not a curated record. The transcript has 3 exons. NCBI's taxonomy places the organism in Eukaryota, Fungi, Ascomycota, Leotiomycetes, Helotiales, Hyaloscyphaceae. Bases 1 to 1629 code for a protein of 542 amino acids.
AUGGAUCCUCCACCUCUUCCGAAUUCCACCUUCAGCGAACUUGCGGACAGUCAAACGAGUGGCCCGUCCCGAAGCCAGAGCUUCUCCCAGACAUCUGACGAUUCACACACAGCAGCUGAAUUCAUCGACAGCCAACUUAAGCUCGAGGCUGACGCGCGCGAAGCUCUUCCAUUCAAAUUCGAGACCUGCACGAAGGAAAUAGGCCCGCUGCGACAAGUUCUUUUCUCUUGUUUGACCUGUAAUCCUCCCCCGGCCAACCCGUCCGACCCGUCCAACUCAGCGGGUGUUUGCUACUCCUGUUCGAUACAAUGUCAUGGCGAACAUACAUUAGUCGAACUUUUCAACAAGAGGAACUUUGUUUGCGAUUGCGGAACGACUCGUUUACCAAUGACCUCGCCGUGCACUUUACGUCUAAAUCCCGCGACCAACACAAAGGGCGGCGUACAUUCUGAACAGCCAGUGGCAGACAAUAAAUACAACCAGAACUUCAAGAAUCGCUUCUGCGGGUGCGAAUGCGAUUAUGACGCGUACAAGGAGAAGGGGACGAUGUUCCAGUGCUUAGGACUUGGUACUGUUGAGACCGGAGGAUGUGGCGAAGAUUGGUGGCAUCCAGGAUGCGUUGUUGGAUUGGGACCCAAUUGGUAUGAAUCAGCAAGCCGGACAGCGACACCGAGAAAGCCGAAAACAGACGGACUGCUACAAUCCAUCACCGAGGUCACAGAAAACGUUGUUGACGGAGAAGGGAUGCCUGAUGCUCAGAAUGGAUCGAAUAGUCUUGGAGGCACAAUCGCUGGGGAACCCGAGGAUGAGGAUCCUCCACUCCCUCCUGGAUUUCCUGAUGAAGACGAUUUUGAGGGCUUCAUAUGUUACAAAUGUAUUGAUGCACAUCCUUGGAUUAAGAAAUAUGCUGGGGCUCCGGGAUUUCUUGCUCCUGUCUUCCGACGCAGCGCUGCCCCAUCUCCAGAGACGGGACUCCUUGGAAAGACGGAAGACGUGGUCUCGACCCUCAUCUUGAAUGCAAAGAAACGCAAGGCAGAUGAUGAAGAGGGUUCCGAGUCAUCUGGACCAUCCAAACGAGUCAAGGACGAGUCUGCUGAUCCAUCAGCCUCCACAGCUGCAGACCCAGCCUCCGCCCCGGUACCUGAAGCAGCUACAAAGAGCGAAGAGGAUUGUAAGACCAAGGCGCUACCUCCUGCGCCCACAGGCCAGAUAUCGCUAUUCUUCAAGCCCGACUUCCGAGACCACCUUUGUCGAUGUUCAGACUGUUUCCCGCUUCUGAAACCGCAUAGCCAGCUUCUUGAAGAAGAGACUAUCUACGAGCCAUCUAUGUCAGGAAGUGAGGAUGAUGCCGAGGGCAGCACUGUUGGAAGCGGCAGUCUUUACGAUCGCGGCGAAAGUGCACUCAAGAAUGUCGAUCGUGUCAGAGCCAUCGAAGGUGUUAUGGCAUACAAUCAUCUGAAGGAUAAGCUUAAACCAUUCUUUCAACAAUUUGCUGAAAGCGGCAAGGCUAUCAGUGCUGAAGAUAUCAAGGCUCAUUUUGCGAAGAUGCGAGGCGAUGAGCAAGCCAUCCGAGAAGCUGGUGAGGGUGCGAAGAACGCAGAUAACAGGAAGGAGCAGAGCGGAUAUUGA